Geodia barretti is the source of this 372-nucleotide messenger RNA. Lineage: Eukaryota; Metazoa; Porifera; Demospongiae; Tetractinellida; Geodiidae. The record is from the annotation of a GenBank genome assembly.
CUGCGCGACGCCGGCGGCGGCUCCAUCGUCAACAUAUCGUCUCUCGCCGGGCUUGUCGGCAGCAGGAACGGCAUCCCCGCCUACCAGGCGAGCAAGGGCGCCGUCCGCCUCCUCACCAAGUCCACCGCCAUCCAGCACGCGAGCGAAAACAUCCGCUGCAACUCCGUCCACCCCGGCAUGAUCAUCACCGCCAUGACCGACGAGAUUCUCGCCGUCCCGGAGAUGCAGCAUACUACGACGACAACAUCCCGCUCGGCAGGCUCGGCACCGUGGACGACAUCGCCAACGGCGUCCUCUUCCUCGCCUCCGACGACUCCUCAUUCGUCACCGGCAGCGAGACUAGUCAUAGACGGCGGCCUAUACGCCCAAUAA